GAGAUAAAAUUUUGAAAAUAAAUUCAUAAAUAAAUAUGGACGCCUACGAAACCAGAUCAGUUGGAGAAAAUGCCUCACAGUGGUCAGAAUCUUUAGCUUUAGUUAAUAAAGCAACAAUGAGAAACCUUGAUAAAUUUCACAGAACUGGUAUGAGUUGGAAGCCUCCAAGACCCAAGAAGGGAAGUCUUGACAAUAUCCCAUCAGCUUUUGAUAACAAAAACGAUGUGAGAAGCACUAUGUUUAACAAUUAUCUUGGAGAGCAUUCAGUUGCUGAUACCUUAAAUUCAAUAGACAAAUUCCAAAACUCAUGAAUUGCACGAUCCCUAUCUCCUAAUAGAGGAAGGAUGCAAGCAGAAGAUGCUCAAUUUCAGCAACAAAGAAACAGACAGAAGCAGCCAUGGCCUUCUAUGGGCCUCAUCAGACCUGCAGAAUCCUUCUAUUUCAAAGAAAGGUCUAAUAGUGUUACAAAGCCAGCAACCAUGACUCUUGAAGCCGAGUUAGAACACAAGACUUCUCUUGAAAGAGCCAAAGAUGACCUUGAAUUGUUCUCAAGAGCUCUCCAGAACAACAUGAAAAAGACAUUCCCUGCCGACCAGACACAAGAAUAUAAAGAUAAACUUGAUGAAAUCUCUACUCAAUUUCCUAUCAUGAUGGAUGAAAUGUCAUUCAAAAUGGAAGAAAUGAUGAAAAAGUGAAACUUACUUCAAAAACAAAAUACAAAUCUCUUCGAAAGAACAGCUACCUACAUCAGCGAUGAAACUCUUAGAAUCUCUCUUGAAAGACAAAGACAAGAGUUCAAUGAAAGAUUACUUCCUCUUGAGAAAUAUGUCAGAGAUCUGAUGGUCCAGACAGACAACAUCAAAUAUGAGGUCGAUAACAAGAUAGCAGAAAGGCUUAACAAAUUCCAAUCGGGAAAGACUGAUAACGCCAGUGAAAUCCUGCAUCUCAAGAAUGAUCUCUACGGGUUCAUUGAUAACAAACUUACACACCAUAGUUCAAUCAUGGAGAAAAGAGUGGAUACUCUAAAUGCUUUCUGUAAUGAGCAUGAUCUCCGUCUUAAGAAACUUAUUGGCUACAAGGAUGAAAUCGAAAUGAAAUUAGAAGAAACUAACUCCACUGUAAAUGUAAAGCUGAUGAACUUGAGCAAGACCGAGCAACAAGUUGAGAAUAAAUCCAUAGAGAUGAGGAGGGCCCACCAAGAAGUCAUGACUAAAUUAACCAAUUUUGAACUAGUCCAAGACACAUUAAGGAGCGAAGUUGAGACUCAACUGGAGAUUAUGAAGAAUAAUAGGUUCCAAGAAUCUCAACUUAAGAAAAUUGUACUUGACGUACUUUCCCCUAGAGAUAAAAUUGAGAGGAACAACAUCAAGAAAUAUAAUAAGCUUUUCCGUGGUGUUGAGGCUAAAAUCAAUGGGAUAAAUAGGAAUCAACAAUCUCUGAGGGAAAUAAUUCAGAAGCAUUCCCAGUCCAUCACUAGUCUUGAAUCAAAUGUAUUGUCAACUUUCCAUGAACAAAUUGAGCAGAUGAAGAAGAUACAAGAUAGCCCGUCCAAGAUUACCGGGACUGACCCGAUGAUCUCUCAGAAGAUGCUCGAUAUUGAAGAACGGAUAUCUGAGAAAUCCAAUCAGACUUUAGCAAUGUUUGACACUUUCAAGGAAGAAAUUCAUACUGAAGCAAGUGCUCAACAAAAAGCUCUCAACACUAAAAUCUCCAAAAUUCAGAGUGGUUUUGGGGCUGCUUUUGAAGAAGUCAAGAAAAUUUGUUUAGAUAAACUAGAUACUAUUGACCAAAAGUUAGCGCUUGAGAGAGAUUUCAUCACUGAAAAUAAGCAAUCAAUAACAACACUUUCUCUUAAAUUUGAGGAACUUGAGAAAAUUCUUAAGGAGCUCAAGACUAUCAAGCCCACCUCUCUGUCUGAAAAAGGAUAUGGGACACCAAGUACUAAAACAGGUCUUGCUGAAGAUAUGACAAAGCCUAGACCUAACUCUUCAAAGCCAAUUCCUACCCCUCGAAAUAUGACCAAAAUAAAUGUGAAGGAUUCAACAGAAGUCCUCUUCGAGACUGAAGAAGAGGAGAAAAAUGGGACUAAAAAAGAAGUGAUGGAAAUCACUCCAAAACAAACAAAAGAGAAACCUAAGCAAGAUAACCUUAUCUCUCGAAACUUUAAUGUAGUAGAUUCCCUCCCUGAAAUAGAGUCUCAGGAUAGCUCUUCUCAACAAAAGAAUACAGAUGAGUCCCUCUCAGUGGUUGGGUCUAUAACUCAUGAAAAUCUAGAUGAUGAGCUCAAACCGCUCCCCUCCUCCUCAGAAGUUGAAAGAAAGAACUCCUUUGAAAGAACCGAUUCACUUGAAAAAGUCUUCGCUUAUCGCAAGAGAAUCCAAGAAGAACAAAAAACCAAAAGUCAACCUCCAGAGAAGCGAAGAUCUAAACUUGAAGACAAGAUGAAGAUGGAUAAGCCAGCUUACAGCUUCCUCGGUCUUUCAAGUGGAGGACUAAACAAACCGAAAAAGGCUCAAAACGAUUACUCCAAGAUGAAACGGAAUGAAUUCCAAGCAAAAAACCAAUUAAGAUGCCAUAAAGAGGGUGACGAUUACUAUUUCAGCUUAAAAGAGAACCAAUUUUGCAUUAGCGAGAAAAUACUUGACAAGGAGACCAACAAUGCUGUGCACAUCUCCAACAGGGAACGAAAGGAAAGAAUUUACAGCCAAAAAUACCUCGAAAACCUUGACAGAUUCUACGAAUUUGUUUUCAUCACAAAUCUACAAAGCAAGUUUACUAUAGAAACUGAAUGAGACAACUUCGAAGAAGAACCAGAUGAAGCUAUCAUCUUUGGAGAUUCUAGUGAUGAGGAGGAAGAGGAUGCAGGCAAAAGCCUGCUUUCUCAUUUUACCAGCAUCUCAAGCGCAUCGAAAAUAAAUACAGAUUCAUCUCCAUUUCCAGGUCACAAAGAUACUAAAAGUUUCAAGAGCUUUAAGACUUAUGAGCUUAGUGAGGAUGGCCAGUCUCAGGUCCCUUCCAAGCGAGAUCAGAAGGAGCCACCAAAAAGAGAACGAAUGAAGCGGAACAACCAUGUUCUAGAGGUCAACAUCGAUGAGGAUACUGAAGAAGAGGAUGAUGACAGUGUGAGUAACAUUGAUUCUCCUGCAUCAAGAUUCGGCUUCCGAAAGCAACCAGUAGAGCUUCAAAAAGAGCAAGAUGUAAACUCCUUUACAAAGCUUAGUCGUAAGCCUAAAAAUUUCACUACUAAUCCUGUGGAAGAAUCAAAGCAACCCAAGGAAUCUAUCGAAGUGAGUGAUUUGGAGUCUAGUGCUAACUCUUUUGAUCUUGCAAGUAAUCCUAAGACUGCUCUAAUGUCAUUUAAAAAUAAGGCAGCCCAGAAUAAAGGUGAUAAUCUUGAAGCUAAAGUCGCCACCAAUAAUAAUCUCCCUAAUAACUUCUCUGAGGUACAAAAGACAGAGAUAUUGAACCACUUAGAAAGCGAAUGGGUGAGCCAAGAAAUCACUAAUUGAAUGUUGAUCCAUAACAAUAAAAAAUAAUCCCCACUAAGAGUUAUAUUCAAAAGUAAUAGCAAAAAGUCAGAUCAAAAUCUACUUGUUUUCAGAUAUAAAAUCCUCAAUGU
Molecule: messenger RNA, 3619 nt
Organism: Moneuplotes crassus
Lineage: Eukaryota; Ciliophora; Spirotrichea; Euplotida; Euplotidae
Source: the annotation of a GenBank genome assembly